CCUGCUGCUCAGAGCUGGUGCUCCCAAGUGAGCUCUUAACCAGCUGAGCCACUCGGCCGACCCAUGACUACCUGUUUUUACUACAAUCUCUUCUUACAACCCUUCUGACACCAAAUGUAUGGGUUUUGCACAGCAAGCAAUUCUCCCAUUUCUCUGCAGACACCAGCUGGGUGUCCUGCAAUUCAGUUCAGUCCUGACACUAACGACCCAGAAUUAGCACAGACCCCCCAGUUUCAGGGUGCAGCUCCCCAGGACCACCUGCACUUCAGACAGGCCCCAAGCCCAGCUAGGCCUCCCAUACUUUUGACCAACUGGGGUUCCCACCACCCCCUCACAUUUGAGGAUUUGCUAGAACGGCUUAACAGAACUCAGGAAAGCACUUUACUUACCAAUUUCUUGUAAAGCACACAGAUGAACAGGCACACGGCGAGGUCAGGAAAGGUCCCCAGUGCAGGAGCUUCUGUCCCCGUGGAACUGGGGCACACUUCCUUCCUAACACGUGGAAGCUCCCCAAGGCUUUGCAUUCAGGAUAUUACGGAGGCCUGUUAAGUCAUCACUUGUGGGUGAUCAGCCCCAGUGCUGCCCCAUGUUCAUUAGCAUAUGCUCAAGUGUGGUGGGAGAGGCAUAUUAAGAACCACAAAGGGGCCCUUUCACCCUCAUCACUCAGGAAAUAACAGGGUUUUAGGAGCUUGGUUUCAGGAACCUGGAUGAAGACCAAAUAUACAUUUAUCUCAGUGUCACAGGCACGCUUCCGGCACCAGCUGCCUGAGCCCCUCCAUUUAUGCACCAGACCCCAGUCCCUGUCGCUAACUAGGCUGUCACUGCAGCCAUUCUCCAUUCUCUCAUGUUUUCUCUCUUUACCCAUCAGCACAGGUGGUCAUUUCUUAAAAACAAGGGAAAAAACCCACAGCCCCUCCUGACCCCACUGUCAUCCAGCUCUCGCCCCUAUUUUUCUCUGUUGUUCUUGAUGGUAAAAGCCCAAGGAAGAGUUGUCAAUUCUCAUCAGCUCCCAUGCCACUCUCUUCUCGCUCAUAAACCGGCCCCAACCAGGUUCUGCAUUUCCUGUCCCCAGAACUGUCCUUGCCCGCAGGUGACCUCCCAGUGUCCAAAUCUGGUGGUCACAUCUCAGUCUCUGUCCUCCCGCUCCCAGCAGCGUCUGACCCGGCUGGUCCCCCUUCCUCCUGGGAACUCCUCAGGGCCCAGCACUCGCCUAGCUUCCCUCCCACCUCUCAGGGACUGCUCAGUUCCCCUCUCCCUCGUUGCUCAGGGCUGGAUCCUGUGGUUUCUUCUUUCCCCGAACUACGCCCCUCCAGGUCGCCUGUUUCACUCUGGGGGCUCCAACCCCGCACUACGCCUGAUGACACCCACAGUCCUGUCUCCAUCCCGGGGCUCCCCUGAGCUCCACACUCGGGGUCCAGCUGCCUCUCGACAUCUCCACUUUGAUAUUGAUAAGGCACCCCAAACCCAGUAUGUCCUUACAAUUCCUCGUUACCUCCGAAGUUGCUCCUCCUACAGGAAAUGGAAACUCCAUCAUUCCAGAUGCAGCCUACAAACAUUCAGGUGGCCACCAUGCCGGAGCUGGCAGACGAGGAGGGGACCCAGGGCUGGACCCAGGCCCCGCCGCUGUAUGAGGAGUACCGCCCGCCGCCACUGGAUGCCAUCCGCCUGCCUAGGUAUGUGCUGUACCUGCUGCUGGCUGCGCUCCUGGUGGUGGUCGUGGCCUAUGCCAUUGUCGGGCAUCUCAUCAAGGACCUCGCCCACGACCUGACUGACUGGGCCUUCGGCCCGAAGCCGGACCGGGAGGAUGACGCCCCCAGGGAGCUUUGCCCGAGCCUGGAGAGUGAGGAUCUGGAGCAGCUGGACCUCCAGCUGGCCCUGGCCUGGCGGAAUGACGAGGACGCUGGCGUGGGCGAUGAGGGCGCCCCUUCAGUAGCCCCCACCUGGGCCCCCUACCGUCCCUCCGUCGCCUUCAAGGACCCACCCGUCCGAAGCUCCUUCUGGAGGCUGGACUGAGCCGGGCACUGCCCUUGGGCCUGUGACCCUGACGCCAACCCCUUUGGCGUUGUAGAGAUGACCUGUGCUCAGAGUCCUUUCUCCACUGAUGUGCCCUGUCGUGCUGGAGGACAUUCUUGGCUGGCAGGUUCUGGUGGCUGGACACUGGCUGUUUCCACACUCCUGCUCCCCGCAACUCCCAGAGCCUAACCCCACCCAUCCUCCAUCAAGCUGUCAGUAGUCUGUAAACCAAGUACACCAAGAAGACUUAAAAAAAUAAUUGCCAGCCCUUACCUAGUGCUUAGUAUGUACCUGCUAUUGUGCUGAGUAAGUGGGCCCCCCACUUCCAAAUCUUCUCCACCCACAUCUCCCACCUUAUUCCUGUCUCUGCUGCUCGGCCGCUGGAUCUGUCUGUCUCUGGCGGUCCUGACUUCCCAACCAGCCUGAGAGCUCCUGGAGGACAGCGCCUGAGACUUCCUUCCCUUUUAAGCUUUGCACAGGACAGGGCAUUCAGAAGGCACUCCAUAAAUGUGUGUGCAAUGAUGCUGGCAUCUCCUUAGCCCCCAGGGGACACUGCAGAGUUCUCACAGGCCUGGAGGACCAGGCCCUCCCUCCCCCUGGCCUUCCUGUCAUGUGCCUGGGCCGUGGCUGUCCUGUGUCAGCUGGGGCGGGGUCCCCCUUUGCCUGGGCAGGGCCCCCUAUCUAAUCAACCCAGGGACCAAGGUUGAUGGGCAGGAAAGCCUGGAGCCUGAGUCAUCAGCUGCCGGGCUGUCCUGCUCUCCAGCCACAUCGGAGAUGGCUGGUGGGCACGUGGCCCAUUUCUUUCAGUCCCUGUGUUUACCCCUCAGUAGCUGUGGGUCCCCAGGGGUAAGGGAGCCAGGAAGAGGCAGCAUAUGCUAGUGGUGACAGAGACCCAGGGUCAAACCCAGUUCUGCCUAUUUCUGUAUGACCUCGGGGCUCCUGGCCUCCCUGAGCCUUUGUAAAAUGGAGGUGGCAAGUUUUGUGGGGUGUUCAGAGAAGAAACAUAGUAUGUGAAAGCACUGAGCCAAGCCCAGGCCCAUGAAGGAAAUUCAGGGCAAUCUCAGUGCAGCUCCUGUGGCAGGGAGCAUGGCUGACCUCAGGGCAGGUGGUCGUGGGCAGGCACAGGGGCCGCGCUCCCCAAGUUAAUCAUUGUACCAGGUUCAGAGUCUUCCCUCCCAGGGGGAGGGAGGGAUGCCAACCAGGUGGGGUGAAGGGAGGGCCUGCCCCUGCUCCAGACCCACCUGUGCCUUAUCAGGGGCUGGGCAGGGCCUCGCCCAGCCAAAGAGGACAGCACCCACCUGGACUGUGCACUCGGGCUGCUGGCUCCUCCGUAGC
This is a messenger RNA of Hipposideros armiger (great roundleaf bat), 3348 nucleotides long. RefSeq names its product small integral membrane protein 44 (gene SMIM44). The record is from RefSeq and is a predicted model, not a curated record. Lineage: Eukaryota; Metazoa; Chordata; Mammalia; Chiroptera; Hipposideridae. The coding region runs from base 1519 to 2013 and encodes 164 amino acids. The transcript has 3 exons.